AGGCUAAAACGGACUUCUUCACGUUAGUUUUCUCUAAACUUCAUCAGCGUUCAUCACUUUAGGAGACAAAUCAAAAGAAGACGAAGUGAAGCGAGAAGAAAUGAAAAUGAAGCUGGUUUUUGUGCUGUUUUUGGUUUCCACUUUGCUGCUAACAAACAAGGCCCUCGAAAAGCGAGCUUCUGUGACGUACAAAAAUGGCGGCGAAGUGUGGUUGACGUCAGACAAGGGAAAAGAUGUUGUGUUGCAUCCUGGGCAAGGUGGACGGGUACGAAUAAACGGGGCUUUUUUCAAUCUCAAGAUAGGUUCAUCGGGUAAUCCAUGUAACGAGGGAAACGAAGGAUCCGCUAUUUACAGAAAUGGAGCCCUUGAAAUCUGUGAUGGUGUUCGCUAUGUUAGCGUGACAGCUAAACUUGGCAGUGCUAGGAAUCCAGCUCCAUCUUGUAAGGCGAUCCUGGAGGACGAUUGGUCUGCUCCAAGUGGUGUCUACUACAUCAAGACUAAUGCAACAGUAACCAAAGUGUACUGUUACAUGGAGAACAUCCCCGGAUGUGGUGGAGGAGGCUGGACUACCAUCAUGAAGACCAACGGAUACUUGCUUACAUUCCGAUAUGGUUCAGCAUUGUGGAGUAACAGAGCUAGCUAUCACGUGACAGGAGGCCAAUCAGGAGCGGAUCAUCAAGAAACCAAGCUACCAACUUACUGGACAAUGCCCUUCAACAGUCUUUGUCUGGGAAUGGUAACCAGCUUUCAUAGCAAGCCGAGAUAGAUUCGACUUAACUACAGGGCAAGUUCGCUGUACUCUGUGAUAGCAGACGGACGGUACCGUAGCACCUCCCUUGGACGUAAGGCAUGGAAGUCUCUCAUCCCAGGCUCUUCCCUGCAGCGGAACUGUAACAAGGAGGGGUUCAAUUUCCAUGUCAGUGGCUAUCAUGGUGUGCGCAUUGGUUUCAUG
Messenger RNA from Actinia tenebrosa (Australian red waratah sea anemone), 952 nucleotides. RefSeq lists its product as uncharacterized. The record is from RefSeq and is a predicted model, not a curated record. Gene Ontology annotation, molecular function: oligosaccharide binding. NCBI's taxonomy places the organism in Eukaryota, Metazoa, Cnidaria, Anthozoa, Actiniaria, Actiniidae.